AUGGUCUAUACUGCAAUGGGCCAAUUUGCGCAGCAUCGGCAAACGUUGGUUCAAAAUGCUGAUGAAUGGAUUCAGAUUCAUGUGGCUACUCCGUGGACCCAAAUCCCAGCUUUUGACCCGUGGCGAAUUUACCCUGAUGUGCUACACGUGCUUGACCUAGCAAUCAGCCCUGAUAGCAUUGCAUCUUUCUUGCUGUUUGCAACUGCAGCUUCUGGAAACAGAGACCAUGCCCUGAGCCAAAUUCGUCGACGCUACUUCCAAUGGGCAUCCGACAUGAAACUGGACGCUGGGUAUUUGGCCAACCCAAAGCUAUUCACACAAAAGAUUUUGCAGCCAUCAUCAACAACUUACCCAGCUGUUUCGCAAAAGUUUUUAAAAGGGGCAGCAGCCCGGAUGAUGUGCUACUUUAUUUGUGGCAUGGCCUGUGAAAGAGCUUCCGGUUCAGAUGACUUGGUAGACAAGUUCCUGUGCUGA
This is a messenger RNA of Cladocopium goreaui, 474 nucleotides long. Lineage: Eukaryota; Dinophyceae; Suessiales; Symbiodiniaceae. The record is from the annotation of a GenBank genome assembly.